Photinus pyralis (common eastern firefly) is the source of this 1578-nucleotide messenger RNA. RefSeq lists its product as uncharacterized. The record is from RefSeq and is a predicted model, not a curated record. The transcript has 2 exons. The coding region runs from base 1 to 1578 and encodes 525 amino acids. Lineage: Eukaryota; Metazoa; Arthropoda; Insecta; Coleoptera; Lampyridae.
AUGACUAUUAGCAGUAAUUGCAAUCAUUCUAAUAUUUUACUUUCAACUGUGGUAGUACAUGUGAUGAGUGCACAAGGACGAUUACCUGAUAGAUUAAUAAACAAUUCUUUAAAAAUACCUAAUCAUGUAAAACUAGCGGAUCCAAAUUAUUACGAACCGCAAGAUGUAGAUUUAUUAAUCGGUGCAUCUCUCUUUUGGCAUUUAUUGCGCGAAGGUCAAAUUUCUUUAGGUUUUAAUAAACCUAUAUUGCAGAAUACUUCUUUAGGAUGGAUUAUUUCAGGAUCAAUAAAUUCACAAGAAAAUGAUCAUACUAUUGCGUGUAAUGUAGUGAAGGUUUCCGAUAACUUUAUAUUACAAGAACAACUUGCAAAAUUUUGGGAGUUAGAAUCAGUGCCCAAUAUUUGUGUAUGGUCAAAAGAAGAAACAUUGUGCGAAGAUCAUUUUAAAUCUACGUACAAACGUGAUUCUUCAGGACAAUUUAUUGUACGAAUUCCCUUUAAGGAUUGUACAACACAACAUUUAGGAAACUCUAAAAAUUAUGCAUUAAAAAUGUUUCAAUGUUUAGAAAGAAGGUUCAAUAGAAAUCUUAAUCUAAAAAAGAAGUAUGAUGAAUUUAUGCAAGAAUAUAUUCAAUUAGGUCAUAUGACAUUACUUACAUUACUUACGUCAGAACCUUUUACUCCAAAUUAUUAUUUGCCACAUCAUGGAAUAAUUCGUGAAUCAAGUUUAACAACAAAACUGCGUGUCGUUUUUAACGCAUCUGCACAAACUUCAUCUGGUAAGUCACUAAAUGAUUUACAAAUGGUUGGGCCAACUAUUCAAUCAGAUCUAUUUUCAAUUUUGAUUCGUUUUCGCCAAAAUUUAUUCGUUGUAAGUGCAGAUAUAGAAAAAAUGUACAGGCAGAUACUUGUUGAUGAUAAAGAUAGGCAAUUUCAAUUAGUUUUCUGGAGAGAAGAUCCAAAAGAUAAUAUUAAAACUUAUAAACUAAAUACAAUUACUUAUGGAACAUCAAGCGCACCUUUUUUAGCAAUACGGUGUUUACAUCAACUUGGAUUAGAGUCACAAGCAAUUUUUCCGAAAGCUUCCAUAGCUAUACUUCAAGAUUUCUACGUAGAUGAUUUAUUAACCGGAUGUGAUUCUGACCAAGAAUUAAUUCAAACAUCAAAGGACAUUUAUAACAUAUUACAAUCUGCAAAAAUGCCGUUACGUAAGUGGGCAUCUAAUAGCUCCGAAAUAAUUCAAAGUAUUAGUAAUUCGUUAUUAAAAAAUAUUGAACAUCAAACAGUUUCAGAUAGUUCUUGUAACAUAUUAAAAACUCUUGGAUUACCUUGGUUACAUUACCAAGAUCAACUAUGUUUUAAAAUUGAUCCAACCCUAAUUCCAAAUACACUGACGAAAAGAGAUGUAUUAUCAUACAUCGCUCAACUCUUUGAUCCAUUAGGACUAAUUGCACCCGUAAUAUGUAAACCAAAAUUUUUAUGCGAAAUUUGUGGCAAUUUAAAUUAUCUUGGGAUGAACCCUUACCACAUGAAUUAUAUAUUCAAUGGAAAGAAUUCAACGAGAAUUUGCAAAUAUUAA